Molecule: messenger RNA, 1185 nt
Organism: Sinocyclocheilus grahami
Lineage: Eukaryota; Metazoa; Chordata; Actinopteri; Cypriniformes; Cyprinidae
Product: potassium channel subfamily K member 18-like
Exons: 3
Coding region: 1-1185 (394 amino acids)
Biological process (GO): potassium ion transmembrane transport; stabilization of membrane potential
Cellular component (GO): plasma membrane
Molecular function (GO): outward rectifier potassium channel activity; potassium ion leak channel activity
Source: RefSeq, a predicted model, not a curated record
AUGUCCGUGGAGGUAGAAGAGGAGCGAAAGUCAGACCCAAAGAGGAGAUACGCGAGACUGUUUUGGCGUUUGUUUCCUCAUGUUUUCCUCAUUUUAUCACUCAUUUUAUAUGCGGUUUUAGGAGCGCAGAUCUUUCGACAAAUUGAGAGCAAGAAUACUCACAAUGAGUCGGAGCUGGAGAUCCGUGCGGUGGCGCGAAAUGUGGUGGAAACUGUGCAGAAUCACACAGAUGCCUCAACACAGGAAGCGUUAUUAAUUAAAAUAGAAAAUAUUUUGACUGAAUUCCGGAAGUAUCAGAACUGGAGCUUCUACAGUUCGCUUUUCUUCUCAUGUACAGUGUUCACUACUGUUGGUUAUGGACAAAUGUAUCCAGUGACUUAUGAAGGCAAGGUGGCUUGUAUCAUGUAUGCGAUGGUGGGCAUCCCUCUCAUGCUGCUAGUCAUUUCAGAUGUUGGCGAUAUCUUAGCUGUUCUUCUCUCUAAAGCGUACACUCACCUCAGCCUGUUCUUCAAGCAAUGGAUGUUACAUCGCUCAUGCAUUCACAGGCUUGAAAAUGCAUUGCCUCCAAAACAAGUUCAAGGUGCUGAUACCAACGACACCUAUAUGUUCAGCCAGGAUGUUGUGGUGCACGAGACAAAGAACAUUCAACAGUUGAUAAAAACCCAGUCGUCCCUCAGACACACUUCCUUACAGAUUCGUAACAACAAAGAGAUCUUUGACCGCAUGAUUAUUAAAGAGAACUUCAAGCUCAAAAGCACUCUGACAAAAUCCUGCUCAUGCCCAGACCUCGACCGUAUACCACCCUCCAAAACCAGCUCCAAGUUAUUUAUUGGCAUCGGACAGGAGAUGGACAACUUUAAAGUCCCUCUGCUGGUCAUCUUGCUGGUGGUAUUUGCAUAUAUGGUGGUCUGCAGUCAAAUUCUGAAAUGCUGGGAGAAGCAGAUGGGCCAUUUUGAUGCCUUUUAUUUCACCUUCAUCACCUUGACCACCAUUGGCUUUGGUGACAUUUUGCCUGAACACCCAAAGUACUUCAUGGUAACUUUUUUGUUUAUCAUUAUGGGCAUGGCCAUUAUGAGUAUGGCCUUCAAACUUGGCCAAUCGCGAAUUGUUAGCUUUUACAGGCGGUGCAUACAGUGUGUUAGCAUGGGCAAGGUAGGAAUAUACGAAGACCUAGACAGUAACUGA